Messenger RNA from Erinaceus europaeus (western European hedgehog), 700 nucleotides. RefSeq names its product mitochondrial ribosomal protein L50 (gene MRPL50). Lineage: Eukaryota; Metazoa; Chordata; Mammalia; Eulipotyphla; Erinaceidae. The transcript has 2 exons. The record is from RefSeq and is a predicted model, not a curated record. Gene Ontology annotation, cellular component: mitochondrial large ribosomal subunit; mitochondrion. Bases 38 to 505 code for a protein of 155 amino acids.
CCUGUGGGCGGGACUCGGGUGUGUGGUUUCUGCAGAAAUGGCUGCGCUCAGGUUGUUCUCCGUGACUAGGAGGAGCCUCACGUGGACACUUUCAGGGAGAACACUUUGGUCAGGAUUCAGAAAAGAACAGCCGGUGGUACUUGAGACUGGAGAAGAGGUGAAGCAAAAACCUGUCCUGGAGUGCCCCCCUUUACGAAGCAGAGCAUACACUCCACCUGCAGAUCUCCAGCAGAAAGUGGAAUUUCUCGUCAAAAAAGUUUUCAGUUCAUCUGUUCCUAGCAGGUGGCAAGAUGCGUCCCUGGAAGACAGUCACCUGAAGUUCAAUUUCUUGGCACGUCUAGCUGAUGACUUGGGUCAUGUGGUGCCAAACUCGAGGCUUCAUCAGAUGUGCAGGGUCAGAGAUGUCCUUGAUUUCUAUAACAUUCCUGUGGAAGACAGAUCUAAAUUUGAUGACCUUGUAGCCAGUGAUUUGCCUCCCAAUUUAAAGAUUCACUGGGGCUACUAAGCAGUUCAGAACAGACCGGAACAGUCCGUCCGCCACGCCAGCAAGGGGCUGCUUCUCAGGUUGAUCAUUUACCCCGCGGAAUAUGGAUCAGAACUUUUCCCCAUCUCAAAUUUGUACUGGAAGGACGUGUUGUGUGUGUGUUUUUUUUUCCUUGUAGCAUCAUGUAUUGAUAAAUACUAAUUUUCUUUUUUUGCA